Molecule: messenger RNA, 729 nt
Organism: Panicum hallii
Lineage: Eukaryota; Viridiplantae; Streptophyta; Magnoliopsida; Poales; Poaceae
Product: heavy metal-associated isoprenylated plant protein 39-like
Exons: 3
Coding region: 230-517 (95 amino acids)
Molecular function (GO): metal ion binding
Source: RefSeq, a predicted model, not a curated record
AGACAUCCACUCAGGGCCCUCUAUAAGACCAGCCAAUACUCUUCCCGCUGUUCACAUUUCUGCCAAGAAAUUAAAGGAAAACAAACUUCUCAUCUCUCCUGAGUUGAGCCUGAGCAAGCAAGCAGCCUCUCCUCUGGUGCUCAUCGAUCAUAUGGCUCAGAGAGCGAGUCGUCUAAUUAAAGAGUUUGAUAACCGGUGCUAGCAGAAGGUGGUGCUCCGGGUCCCGGCCAUGACCGACGACAAGACGAAGCAGAAAGCCAUGGAAGCCGUCGCAGAUAUCUACGGCAUCGAUUCGAUCGCGGCAGACCUCAAGGACAGCAAGAUGACGGUGAUCGGCGACAUGGACACCGUGGCCAUCGCCAAGAAGCUGAAGAAGCUGGGGAAGAUCGACAUCGUCUCGGUCGGCCCCGCCAAGGAGGAGAAGAAGCCGGAGAAGAAGGAAGAGAAGAGAGAGGAGACGAAGAAGGAUGAGAAUAAGAAGCCGGCGGAGGGGGAGAAGAAGGACAAGAAGCAGUGAAAACUCGGUCUGAACUGAAGAAGUAAGGAAGCAAGCCAACGGAAUCACGUAAAUCCGGCGAAAAUCUCGGCUGAGAGUGAGAGCUGCGUGGUGUGUCCCCAUUGCCGAAUCGCUUGCCUUGUGUACCUUUCUGCUACUGGCUACUGCUACGCACAAGAAAUCGAGACGUUUAUUUUUUUUUAAAGAAAAAGUCGAGACGUUUACGCUAUCAA